AUGUCUUCGUUUCCAAGUUCGGAAGAACGAACUGUUGCAUCGUCUCUGCUUCUUCUCAAUACCUCACCUCCCUCUCUCAUGCUUUCUACUCCAAAGUUUCGCUCUGAUUCAAGUGAUGCAGUUCCAGAGAGGAGAAGCAACAGCACCACGCAUUCCGGACAAUUAUCGAUUUCCUACUGUUCUAAUAAAUCCUCAUCUUCUUCUCUCACCAAUGAUAGUGGUGAUUCAUCAGACAAAGAGAUCAAAUCGCACAGUGUAUCGUUCUCUGCUAUCUUGCGUUACAAUCAGAUGAAGCUUAAGCAUGAGAUUAUGAAUCUUGUUGCUGUUGUUUCUGGUGAUUUCCCGUUUUGUUCUAUUGCAAGGAAGAUAAGAUCGAAGGUCACGUGGACCUCAUCGUGCUCCGGCGACCGGAAGCAGAAUGCCGGCGAGGCUGCAAAUAUGCUCUCUCCUGUUUCGGCCUCCGGCGAGGCCUCUUCCUGCUUGUCGAGUAGCUCGAGCGGCAUCUCCAGCGCGCGAAGCUUGCGCUACGCUAAAAGAUGCAGAGGCGCGAUUGUUGAGCGUGUGGCCGGGAUCGGACCUGAGACGGCCGAGCCGUUGAGUCGCCCAUCUGGUUCGCCGCACCUGCGUCGGCGUGGCGAAGCCAUACUCAAGUUGCUCUCUUGCGGUGACUCCUCUGAAGUGAAGAUCCGUCAAAUGCUCGGUGACAGCCCCGACACCAGCAAAGCUCUAAGAAUGUUGCUAAGGGUGGAUGCUGUGAAAAGAUCAGGCUCGGGAGGGCGUUACGAUCCUUAUGUUUACACGGUACACAUCUUUAUAAUUCACUAAUUAAUUGAGUUUAAUUUUUAUCGCAUGAAAUUCGGUGUCAUGUAAUAGUG
Messenger RNA from Vigna radiata var. radiata (mung bean), 875 nucleotides. RefSeq lists its product as uncharacterized. Lineage: Eukaryota; Viridiplantae; Streptophyta; Magnoliopsida; Fabales; Fabaceae. The transcript has 5 exons. The coding region runs from base 1 to 825 and encodes 274 amino acids. The record is from RefSeq and is a predicted model, not a curated record.